AUGCAACGCCCCGACGAUUCGCGACGGAGCGCGUCGUUUUGCCAGACCAAGCUCUGCAAGUUGAAGGUGAGGAUCGGGAAGAGGCUGAGAAAGCUGAGGAAGGGCGUGGUUUUGAGCAUGUCGGCGGCGAGGUUGAGGAUUUACCGGAUGAUUAGGAUUCAGUGGAAGCGGUUGUUCGGCGACUGCUCAAUCGCCGGCGGCGGUGGUGGUGUUCUUCGUGCUGCUGCCACUCUCAUUAACCUUGUUGUGGAAAAUAUUGUUGGGUACAAGAUUAUUGCUAUUGUCAACUUGAUCAAGGAAGAAAGGUAUUUGACAGGGUUAGCGUUUAUGACUGGAGUCAAUCUGGUGUUGACAACUUUUGUUGUUGUGUUGUGUGUGUUCUUUGCACCAACUGCAGCAGGACCUGGGAUCCCCGAGAUCAAAGCUUAUCUUAAUGGGAUUGAUACACCAAACAUGUUUGAUGCCACUACUUUGCUUGUUAAGGUAGGAUUCUUCAGUAAUCUGGCACUUAAGAACAUUUGGUUGUUGGAUUGA
Messenger RNA from Linum trigynum, 534 nucleotides. NCBI's taxonomy places the organism in Eukaryota, Viridiplantae, Streptophyta, Magnoliopsida, Malpighiales, Linaceae. The record is from the annotation of a GenBank genome assembly.